UGUGGCGGCCCCGCCCCGUCUCUUGGAACUGCCGGGGCCGCCACCGCUGUCGCCGCCGCAGCUGUAGGGGACCGGCGCCGGUGCGCAGGCGAGAGAAUCUCUUCCCCUGCUGAAAGUUCCCUCGGAAAAGCUACCAUCUCCCCAGCCCACCAUGGCGGAUGAAAUUGAUUUCACUACUGGAGAUGCUGGGGCUUCCAGCACUUACCCUAUGCAGUGCUCGGCCCUGCGCAAAAACGGCUUCGUGGUUCUCAAAGGAAGACCAUGCAAAAUAGUGGAGAUGUCAACUUCCAAAACUGGAAAGCACGGUCAUGCCAAGGUUCACCUUGUUGGAAUUGAUAUUUUCACUGGCAAAAAAUAUGAAGAUAUUUGCCCUUCUACUCACAACAUGGAUGUUCCAAAUAUUAAGAGAAAUGAUUAUCAACUAAUAUGCAUUCAGGAUGGUUACCUUUCCCUGCUGACAGAAACUGGUGAAGUUCGUGAGGAUCUUAAGCUGCCAGAAGGUGAACUAGGUAAAGAAAUAGAAGGAAAAUACAAUGCAGGUGAAGAUGUACAGGUGUCUGUUAUGUGUGCAAUGAGUGAAGAAUACGCUGUAGCCAUAAAGCCCUGCAAAUAAAUGGGAACAUCAGGCAUGAGCAAAAUGUUUAGGUCUGGAUCAACCACAGAUCUAAAGUUUGGUUCUAAGUUGUCACCAAAGCUAUGGCUUUCAUAAGCAACCUCAUUUCUUUUUAAAUUGUUUUGAAAUAACUGUACUGAAUUAGUUUUGCAGGCAAUUGGUAAUUUAAAAUAAUCAAGCUGUGUAAUUCUGUUUUUUUUUUUUUAAUUUUGUAGGUGUCUUCCUUAUAACUUUCUUGUGGUUUUCAGUGAGCCCAAGAAACAGAUAAGAUGGCUUUAGCAGAUAUGAUUUGUCUGAGCAAAUCAUUCCUGAAUUUUAGUUGAUAAUAAACCAGGGUUUUAAAUCAGACAAUGUAGCAUCUAGUGGUAUUGAAGUACCACAUUUAAGUUGAAUUGUUCUGUAAUAAUUUCAGACUUAAUAUAGAAUAAGUAGAUUAUGGAUUGGAAUUGUCACAGCUUCAGCCUGUGUGUGGCAAGCACAAAUCCUUAAACAGAAAUAAUGUUAUCAAAAAGUGUCGGUUAUCUUAGUAGGCAUGUGCAGCCACCUGUAUUACCUCAGUCAUACUUUUCUUUGCCAAAUUGUUGGAGGACUAAACAUAACCUUCUAUGUAGUGAUUUUGAUACUUGCUUGUGGUUGACAGAGAGGCAUUGAACUGUCGGGUGACUAUUCUUAGCUAGUCAGAUUGUAAAGGAGUCUGCAAGGGACAGUGGCACAGGGGUUGGUUAGAGCUAUUGGUCUUUACUGGAGGCCUGUGUAAUCGGCAUAAAAAUAGGAAGUUUCUUUCUAGUUAUGUUUUUGCUUUUUCCUUUUGUUCUCUCUCUGUAUUUAAAGGAGUGGCCUGCUUUCUAGGGUACUAUGUAGUGCUUUUUAUUACUUACAUUGAAUAAAUUGUUGGUAUUUAUAGUAGUCCCUCCUUUCCAACCAUUUUUAAGGAGAUUUUUUUUUGACAUUAAAAUAUUUAGUUGUCAGACAAAAACUGGAAAUUCUUACUUUAAAUUGAUUUGGAACAUUUGUUAAAUUUAUGUACACUUUUUCUAAAGUGAAAUGAAAGUAAAUCAUGGAAGAAGAGUUACUUUAUGUGAUAAGUAUUAUUUUACUUAUUUUAAGAAGUACAUGUAUUUUUUCUGAUUGUUAUGUACUUAAUUCAGUUACUGGUAUGAAACAUAACUAGGAAAGAAUUCUACAAACCGAAUUAUUUUAAAAACUGUUUUUGGAGACACAGCUACAUUUCUCUUUAGUCUUUUGGAUCAUAUAUAUCUUAUUUCCAGGACUCUGGACAUGGUCACAGGGUUUGUGAGGACCUUUGACUUAAUAACAAUCAUAUUGAAAUGAAACUUAGAACAAAAUCACUACUUCAAUAAUACCUUCAUUCUCUAAGACUGAGUAUGGGACCUUUCCCAUCAUCUCUUGAUCUCUGAAAAGCCUUUGUUUCUAUUAUCUAGAGGAAAACACAUAUGAUGCUGUAACUGAUCUAAUCAGUGACUGAAUAUAGCAUUAGGAAUAGAAGAUCCCAAAGGUUUUAGUUACUUAAUUUGUGCACAUUUUUAAAUCUUGUAUUGGCCUCAGCAAACCCAUUUGGAAAAGAAACAAGAAAUGCAAGGAGAAUUCUAAAGCACAAGAAAUACUGAGAUUGUAGUCAAUAAUUUUAGUGUAACAUUUUAGCUUUUGCCCAUCUAAAGCACAAUUAGGAAUUAGGCUAAAUUCUUUCCAGUAUUCCGUUUAAAUAUCUACUACAUACUGCUCUAGUUUUUUAGUACUCUGUACUGUGUGUUUUACUUGUUGCUGGUUGCAUUGUUACCCACAGGAAUCCCGGGAAGUUCUCAAUCUGUGCUAUUUGCUGGUCACUCAUAUGACCCCGGUUAACCAUAUUAGUGUUCUAGUUUACUAUGAAUUCUGGAUUAGCAUGCCCUUGUUGCUGUUCCUAACUUGUCAAACUUCACAUAAAUACAUGUUCAAUUGUGAGGUAAGCAUAUGUAAAUUAUAAUAAUGCAUCUCUAUCUUCAUACCUUGAAUGGCAAAAGCUUUUAUGCAUAAAUAUUUUAAGUACGAUAAUGAAGUGUAAAUACUCUUCUGAUAUAUAAUUAUAAGUAUAGAUUUUAAAGAUAUGGGACUGUUUAUUUUCACAUAAGUCAAUACAUGUUUCUCUAGAAUAAAAUAUUUCCUUUAGUAAAGCUUUAUAAAUUAUAUUAAAAGGAAGCAGGUAAACAUAUUUUUUAACAUAGAACAGAAGUGACUUCAUUCUUUUUUGACAUCAGAAAUAUUAAAAGUUCACUCCUAGUAUUUGUUGUACUUUUUUGUAGCAAAUGUUAAAUAUCACAGGUUACCAUGUAUAGAGUGUAGACUGUCCUGUUGAUACAAUGAUACACCAUUUUUGUCUGCAGGCAUUUCACCAAUUUAUAUACAAUAUUAACAAAUGGAAUAUUUGUUUCUAGAGCAAAGUAUUUUAUUUCUACUGUGAAGACUUUGUUAUAUCUUAUUUGCUACUACAAAGUUGUAUACCCUCUGAAAUAGAUCACAUCACUGCUACUUUGACUUAGCAUUUGCAUCAUAAACAUAAUUAUGAUGUUUCUUUCAUUCUCCCGACCAAGGGCUGUCUGUCACUUGAAAUUGUUGCUAACCAAGCUCUUGAAUCCGUUAACCGUUUAUGGUACAAAAUUCUGUACCAAUGCUUUAUAAUGAUUACCAAAACUCUCCUGCAGCCAGAGCGUGAUAUCUUUAAUAGGAGAUGCUAUAAUAAAAUGUUUAGGCUAUAAAAUUUGGGGACACAAUUUUUCAUUAUAGCACAAUGUGAGUGUGUGCAUAUGCACACAUAGCUUUGUAUGUUUAUUCUUUUUACAAAGUCCUUCCAACUCUUAAAAGUACUGUAGUCUGGUAGUGCCUCAAAUGUUGGUAACUUUUUUUUUUUAAUUUACAACUUUUCCAGAAUUUGUUUUUGUAACUUUAAAGUUUCUCAAUUAGAUUAUUUCUAGUUGAGCUGUAAUUUGAAUGCAUUGUUCUCAGGGCUGUUUGUGCUAAGAGCUGAAGUUGCAUUAUUUUAAAGCUAACUGCCUGAAAGUAUAUUGCAAAAUUUUCCCAAAUUGUAAUACAAUGAUACAUGCAAAUAAAAAAUCCUUAAUAUCAACAUACUUAACCUAUAUGCUAAGUAUUAAAGAAAAAAAUGGGAACAUUGGUAACAUCUGUACUGGAAUCUUGCCAUAUUUUUUUCAUUUUAGAAUAGAAUUUGGUAGUCUUAUCUUAGAACUCAAACCUUAAUGAUGUAUCUGAAAGCAUCCCUUUGGCAUGGACCCCAAAGAUAGUUUUUAGAGCCAGACAAAGAUGUAGUUGUUCUCAAACAUAUUUAGGGACAACAGAUAACAAAUUCAUAAUGCUCUUUUGUGUACAUGAAAAUGUUUACAUACUGAAUUCUAUAAUAUGAACUGGAAACAAAUUUACUAUGAGAAAAUGUGGCUCUUAAGCAGUAUAAGAGCAAACUAUAAGCAUAUUUCCAUAAACUGUAUGUUAUACUGAACUGAUCAACAGUUUAAAAUUUUCUGACUUAGGCAUAAUAUUUCAUAGUUUUUAAGCCUUUUUUUCUCCUAGCAUUCAGACAAGUAAUAGACAACAAAGGCUAUGAAAAAUUUAUUGUGGAAAAAUCUUAAAAUUGAGAAAAUUCAAUCUAUUAACUUUAAUCUAUUAAAUUUUUUUCCCUGAAUUGGAUAUAUGGCAUCAUUAUUUGAUUUUAGCAGGGAACAUUUGGAUUUAGCUUAUGGAACACAGAUGUUCUGUGAGAACAUGACUUGAAGUCACUGUGUAAUGUUUCUCCAUUAAGUAUACAUCUGGACAUCAACUUAAGUACCAAGUGAGGUCAAGUGCCUGAAAAGUGCUGCCUACAUCUAAUUAGCAUGUUUUCCUUAUGUGAAAGAUGCAUCUUAUAGCAAUGCAUAUCAGGCUUUCACCUGCUAGAAACAUACUUGUUGCCAAACUUUACCAACCACCACUCUUCCUCUUGCCUUAGAAUUGGGUGAAACCCCUAUUUUACAAUUGAGAGAAAGGUUCUUUUAUUUAUAUGAAGUCCCUAAAACUAUUUCUUGGCAUUUGUAGACUUAGAUUUAUCUUAGUUUGAGAUUGUAUUUUUUAAAAACUCUAGACAUUAAACUAUAUUCAGUGAUGACUGUACAGCUUGUCUUAAGUCAUAGUUAUGAUCUUUCUUGAGAGGAAUUAUUAUGGUUAAUACCUAAUAAAUAAGCACUCUUGUGCUUGUUAUAAAAUAUAAUGCAAAUUACUAGUUCUAUGCUAGUAUAAUGAAAAUGACUAGUUCCAUACUAUUAUGUACCAGUGUUCUCUCCAAAAAGGAAAUAGUUGAAAUGGCAUUGUCUAAUCCAGUGGCACUUUAUUAGUAACACAUUUUAUUUGUUUUAGGUAUAGGAGAAUUCUUGCUUUUAUCUACAGAGACUCAUGUUUUAGCUAAAACUUUAAAAUCGUAAGACCUGUAGUAUGGAUAUUAUAAUUGUGCAUUUUACAUUUCAGAAAUGGGUAAAAUUCAAAUAUUGUCUUUGACUAUACUAAAAUGUUGAAAUUCUUUAUAUUAUAGAUAAUGAACAUCAAUUAUAACUUUUUGUUACAUUAAGAUAUAUUUGUCUGGUAACUACAUCAGUUAUAUUAAAUAAAAAUAAAGUUAACUUAAUAGCUUGCCCUAUUCUUGUACAUAUACAUUCCUAAAACCAUCUUCAUACUAGAAAAUAGUAUGGAUUAAUGUGUUUAGCACUAUUAAAAGAAAAUCUAACUUGUUUUUACCAUGUUUUCAUAGUCUAGAUCCUUACUAGAAAGCACCCUAGCUUUAUGGCUGAGAAUGUUAAUUUUUAAAUUUUUAAGUUUUUAAUAGUUUUAAAAUAUGUAAAAUAGUCCCAUGGUUCAAAAUUCUGUAAUUACAAGAGUAAAAACAUAUUGCCAUCUUCAUCCUUUUCCUUCCAUACUUCCAGAGACAUUUAAUGUAAGAGCAGUUAAUGGUCCCUCCUCUACCCCUGACCUGCCAGACUCAGGUGUUCUCUACCAGCAUUGCUGUUCUCUUUCCACAGUGAUAUGAAUGGUGUGAUGAGUCCCUGAGCAAACCCUUCCUCCUUUUUCCAAUCCUAUGUGUAAUCAACACCAUCUGGACAUUUUCAUCCCUAGAUGGCUCAACCAUUUCUUCCUUUUACACACGGUACCAUUCUAGAACAUCUCCCACUCCAACAUGUGAGCCAUGCCAAAAGACUACCAUGGCAGUUGUGACCUCAUAUCCGUGGCCAGUUUAUUGAUAUCCAUACCCUUCCAAAUCCAGUGAGAUAAUUGUGCAAUACACAAAGUACCAGAUUAGAGUCUUCCAGCUCUUAGUCCUACUCUUUUUGCCAUUUGCAAAUACCAGUAGCCUGGUCUCCCAGAGGGAGGCAUGGGAGGAAAAAGAGUGAAAGGCUAAUUAUUUGUUAUGUGUCAGCCUGUCUUAAUCUCCUCUCUUCCAUCCACAACCUUAUAAUUAAGCAUUCUAUCCAAAUAGGAGGUGUCCUGUGGAAUUGCCACAUUUAGAACUCCUACUGUCUGUCUAAAGUGUGUGCUCCCCUGGGAAUUUAAAACAUCUAUAGGCAUACCACAGAGAUAUUGCAGGUUUGGUGUCAGACCACUGCAAUAAAGCAAAUAUCAAAACAAAGUGAGUCAAAUGUUAAUUUUUUUGUUUCCCGUAUAUAUAAAAGUUACGUUUACAUUAUAGCAUGCAAUCCCAUUGUGUUUAAAAAGGCAUUGUACGUACGUGAAUUAAAAAAUACUUUAUUGCUAAAAAAAUGCUAACCAUCAUCUGAGCUUUCAGCAAGUCAUAAUCUUUUUGUUGGUGUAGUUUUGCCUCGAUGUUGAUGGCUACUGACUGGUCAGGUUGGGUGUGGCAAUUUCUUAAAAUAAGGCAACAAUGAAAUUUGCUGUACUGAUUAAUUAUCCCUUUAAUAAACUAUUUCUCUUCUCUUGA
Messenger RNA from Leptonychotes weddellii (Weddell seal), 6581 nucleotides. RefSeq names its product eukaryotic translation initiation factor 5A2 (gene EIF5A2). Gene Ontology annotation, biological process: positive regulation of translational termination; positive regulation of translational elongation. NCBI's taxonomy places the organism in Eukaryota, Metazoa, Chordata, Mammalia, Carnivora, Phocidae. Gene Ontology annotation, molecular function: ribosome binding; translation elongation factor activity; RNA binding. The record is from RefSeq and is a predicted model, not a curated record.